AUGAAUUACAUACUAAUCGUAUGCCUACUCAGCGUAAGUGUAGACCAACUAUGGGCCGACACCUGCGAAAUGGGGGUAACGGAGCGCAAGGACUGCGGCGAUGUUAAGACCACACCGGACGGGUGUGUAGCCAAAGGGUGUUGUUGGAACGUAACUGCCGUUCCCAACGAACCCAACUGUUUCUACAAAAAGGGCGGUCCGGGACCCGACCCAACAUCGGGACCCACCUCUGGACCCGCUCCGGGAGGCAAACGGGUGUUCAUACAUAUGAUGCCCUGGUUUGAGACCAAGGCGUCGGGAGGUGGCACGUGGGGUAUCCACUGGACGAUGGCUAACCAGAACCCGGACAUCGUGUCGGGCGGUAAGCGACAGAUCGCCUCCUAUUACCACCCGCUGAUCGACGCGUACGCCUCGGGUGACACCCGUGUCAUCGACUGGCAGUUGGGACUCAUGAAGCUGUCGGGUGUGACCGGUAUUUUGGUCGACUGGCCGGGCACGUCAGGUAAAAAGGAUUACGCGGGUAAUGCCCGUAACGCCGACGCUAUAAUUUCCCGUACCGCCGCCCAUGGGCUGGAGUUUGCGGUUGUCUAUGAAGACAAUAACUUCAAGUUGGCCAACAUAACCGACCACAUCGGACAGGGCCGGAAGGACAUGCAGUUUGUCCACGACAAGGCUGCCAAACGUCCUCCUUUAGGAGGAUUGUCCUCCAAUCGGCCCCACAAAAAACAGUCCUCCCGAGGGUACUUCAGUCAACCAAAUCACGCCAAACUGAACGGCAAACCCCUGAUCAUGGACUUCGGCCCUCAGGUCCUCGAUGGGGACGAAUGGAACCAAAUAUUCUCGCCAUUCAACCCGAAACCGGAAUUCAUAAUCCUAUGGUACCAGACAAAGACAACUGCCGGUGCCUCGCAGGGAGACUUUGCGUGGCCGGCCCAGGACUUUAUC
Messenger RNA from Oppiella nova, 945 nucleotides. NCBI's taxonomy places the organism in Eukaryota, Metazoa, Arthropoda, Arachnida, Sarcoptiformes, Oppiidae. The record is from the annotation of a GenBank genome assembly.